UCCUCCUCCUCGGGAGCAGCAGCGUGACGUUGCCGUUAGAGGUGCACAGGUUUCGCAGGGCUCGCGGGAGAUAACGUAGAUAGCUGGGUUAACGUUAUAUUUAUUUAUUUUCACACCUUUCUUUCCCUCCCCCUCCUUCUCCCUAAACCACACACACACACACACACAGCACAGGCUCCAGUGGAGUGAGUGAGACAGUGGGAUGUGGUUCGGUCUCUUUUGCUGUUUUGUUUUUGUUGUUAGUUUACGUUAGGGUUAUCUCUAUCUAACAGUUAUUUAUCUAUUUGGAAGCAGUCCGGUAGCCCAGCCCGCCUUCCUGCAGCAGAGCGGCCAGCUAUGUGAUUAACACGGGCGAUUUUACACCGGCGCGUCUGAUUUUCGCCUCCCUGCAGCAGCUCGACAGCAGCUAGAAGCUCCGCUGGACGCUUUUUUAACGUUUUUAAGCGCUGUGUGUGUGUUUAGGAAACAUGGGGCUGCCCGCUCUGGAGUUCAGCGACUGCUAUCUGGACAGCCCGCAGUUCAGAGACAGACUCAAGUCUCACGAGCUGGAGCUGGAUAAAACCAACAAGUUCAUCAAGGAGCUCAUCAAGGACGGCAAGGCGCUCAUCCAAGCCCUGAAAAACUUGUCUUCAGCUCAGAGGAAGUUUGCCGAGUCGCUGAACGAAUUCAAGUUCCAGUGCAUAGGGGACGCAGAGACGGAUGAUGAGAUGUGCAUCGCCAAGUCACUGCAGGAGUUUGCUGGAGUUCUCCAGAACCUGGAGGACGAGAGGACACGGAUGAUUGAAAAUGCGGACGAUGUUCUAAUCACACCACUGGAGCGCUUCAGGAAAGAGCAGAUCGGAGCUGCCAAGGAGGCGAAAAAGAAGUACGACAAAGAGACUGAAAAAUACUGUGGAGUACUGGAGAAACAUCUCAGCCUGUCUGCAAAGAAGAAGGAGUCGCACCUUCAUGAAGCAGACAGUCAGGUGGACAGCGUGAGGCAGCAUUUCUACGAGGUGUCACUGGAAUAUGUGUUUAAAGUGCAGGAGGUGCAGGAGAGGAAGAUGUUUGAGUUUGUGGAGCCGCUGCUGGCUUUUCUACAGGGACUGUUUACAUAUUAUCAUCAUGGGUACGAGCUGGCCAAAGACUUUAACCACUUUAAGACGGAUCUCACCAUCAGCAUCCAAAAUACGAGGAACCGGUUUGAGAGCACGCGGUCGGAGGUGGAGAGUCUGAUGAAGAAGAUGAAGGAGAAUCCGCACGAGCACAAGAGCAUCAGUCCUCACACUAUGGAGGGGUAUCUGUUCAUCCAGGAGAAACGCUCUUUUGUGUCUACAUGGGUGAAGUACUACUGCACUUACCAGCGGGACUCUAAGCGGCUCUCAAUGGUGCUAUUUGACCAGAAAUCUGGAGGCAAAAUUGGAGAGGAGGAGAGCUUCAUCCUCAAAUCCUGCACCAGGAGGAAAACAGACUCCAUCGAGAAGAGGUUCUGUUUCGACGUGGAGGCCGUGGACCGGCCUGGUGUGAUGAUAACAAUGCAGGCUCUGUCAGAAGAGGACCGCAGGCUGUGGAUGGAAGCGAUGGAUGGGAGAGAGCCGGUGUACAACUUGAAUCAAGACAACCAGAAUGAAGCCAUGGCCCAGUUAGACGUGAUUGGCUUCAAUGUCAUCAAGAAGUUCAUCUACGCUGUUGAGACGAGAGGCAUCGAUGAGCAGGGAUUAUACAGAAUAGUGGGAGUUAACUCCAGGGUGCAGAAGCUGUUGAGCCUCACAAUGGAUCCCAAAACGUUUGCUGAUGUAGAACUGGACAGCUCUGAAUGGGAGAUCAAGACCAUCACCAGCUCUAUCAAACACUACCUCAGGAUGCUACCUGCACCUCUGAUGACCUACCAGUACCAGAGGAGCUUCAUAAAAGCUGCCAAGCUGGAUAAUCCGGAAGCUCGUGUGGCUGAGAUCCACAGCAUUGUUCACCGCCUUCCAGAGAAGAACAAGCAGAUGUUGGAGCUGCUGAUGAAACAUCUGGCCAAUGUGGCCAGCCACCACCAGCAGAACCUGAUGACCGUGGCGAACCUGGGCGUGGUGUUCGGCCCCACCCUGCUCCGGCCGCAGGAGGAGACAGUGGCUGCCAUCAUGGACAUCAAGUUCCAGAACAUCGUGGUGGAGAUCCUGAUCGAGAACCAUGACACGAUCUUCAAAGACACACCGGCUCCUGCGGUAGGACCGACCGGCCUGCAGCUCAACCUGCCCAGGAGAAAAAGCACAGAGAACAAGGCCCCAUCCUGCAGCGAGAGACCCCUCACCCUCUUCCGCACCCCCACACACCCCGACAAAGACAAAGCAGCAGCAUUGACAGAUAAGAGGAACAGCGUGGUCAUGAACUCCAGUUCAGAAUCCCAGCCAACCUCACUCAACUGCAACAGCACUCACAACUGGAGCAAACUCAACAACCUGAGCAGUGGAGACGGAGAGCAGGACGGGCUUCUCCUGGCGAGACAGAACCGUCCCAAUGCACUUCAAAAUCCCAAGGGCCGUGGCAGUAUUUCAAGCAGCCCAGCUUCUCCCAGUCCCACCUCACCACGCUCCCCCUCCUGGCCGAUGUUCUCCGCCCCCUCCAGCCCCCAGCCGGCCUCCUGCACCUCCAGUGAAUCUUCCCCGCUCAGCCCCCCUCCGCGGAAGGCCCGGGCGCUGUACGCCUGCAAAGCUGAACAUGACUCAGAGCUGUCUUUCAUCGCUGGGACUAUAUUUGAGAAUGUUCAUCCUUCAAGGGAACCGGGCUGGCUAGAGGGAACCUUGGACGGACGGACCGGGUUAAUACCAGAGAAUUAUGUGGAAUUCAUGUAGCAGUGGACUGGAACACAGAAAGCUACUGCAACGAGCCGACAGAAGACUGAAAAGACAGCGGCACAAGUUUUAAAUGUCAUGCUUCCCAAAUCCAGAGGAAAGAUGUUGGGGGUUGUUUGUGCUAUGUUCAUGUCUGUUUGCGAGUGUCUGUGAGAAAGAGAGAGAGACAGAGAGAGUAAGUGAGAGAGAGAUUGAUUGAUGGUGAGAAUGCUAGGCUAGGCUAAUGUAGCUUUUUGCACAGAGCUUCAUUACCCUUCGCCCACAAACUGCACUGCCACCACAUCAAACAUCUUCAAACGCUGGUUUCAAGACGAAAAGAAAAGAAAAGAAGAGAAAAGAAAAGAAGAGAAGAGAAGAGAAAGAAAAACGACCUUGGGACCAAGAUGUUGCUGCUCCUCCCACAGUCUGAGCUUUGUUUUCAGGGGAUGCUUAAAUCACAAUGGAGACCCCUCUUCCCCCCCAACUUUCCACCCUCAAAGAACAUAAUUAUAAAUGUGAGCACUUACUGUUUGUCAUCGUGGUUCUGGGACACUACAGAAAGUGCAGGCUGCUUCCCUGCAGCCCCCCGGGGUCUUUUCUGGGGUCUUUGGAACUUUUGGAACGUCCCCUUAUCCUGCUCCAUUCAUUUCUAUACCUUUCUCUGUGAUAUGUUUAGAACUACUACUGCAACAACAACAAAAAUGUUUGUUAAAAAAUUGUUAAUCAUGGACACAAAGACUAAUUUGAGGUUCUCUGAUUUGAAGAACUUGCACUCUUUUGUAUUUAAGGAAACAAUUGUAAAAUAUACUUUUCAAUUUUCCUCUUCCUCUCUUUUUCUCAGCAGGUAUAUAAAAGGGUAAAAUGUAAAAAAAAAAAUGUGAAUCAAUUUUUGUCAUCUGUAAACCGCUCUUUUAUUUAUGAUGCAUUCUCUCCUGAUUUGUGUUCUCCUGAAGUGUAUUAACAUUGUAAAUAAUUUGACAAGUUGAUAAGGUAUAAUUUUUAUGUAUAAAAAAAAAAACAAAUUAUAUUUUGUACUCUAGCUUACUAACUUAAUUGUGUUUUUUGGGCAUCAAAGUUCUUUUUACAUUUUUUUAAAAAUAUAUAUAAUUCAAUGUUGGAGCCUUAAUAUUCUUUAGAAUAUUAAAUCAUGUGAUGAAUCAAUGA
Molecule: messenger RNA, 3962 nt
Organism: Astyanax mexicanus (Mexican tetra)
Lineage: Eukaryota; Metazoa; Chordata; Actinopteri; Characiformes; Acestrorhamphidae
Product: rho GTPase-activating protein 26
Exons: 24
Coding region: 468-2819 (783 amino acids)
Biological process (GO): signal transduction
Cellular component (GO): cytoplasm
Molecular function (GO): GTPase activator activity; protein binding
Source: RefSeq, a predicted model, not a curated record